Tripterygium wilfordii is the source of this 2465-nucleotide messenger RNA. Its product is annotated as probable serine/threonine-protein kinase At1g09600. Bases 194 to 2167 code for a protein of 657 amino acids. The transcript is spliced from 7 exons. The record is from RefSeq and is a predicted model, not a curated record. Gene Ontology annotation, biological process: positive regulation of transcription elongation by RNA polymerase II; protein phosphorylation. Lineage: Eukaryota; Viridiplantae; Streptophyta; Magnoliopsida; Celastrales; Celastraceae. Gene Ontology annotation, cellular component: nucleus; cyclin-dependent protein kinase holoenzyme complex. Gene Ontology annotation, molecular function: cyclin-dependent protein serine/threonine kinase activity; RNA polymerase II CTD heptapeptide repeat kinase activity; ATP binding.
UUUGUUGAAACAGAGGAUGUGCAGAUUCAGAAUUCUAAUGUAAAUGCUAUGCUAAUUGUGCGAAUUGGAUGGAAUGGUGAACCCGGAAUUCCCGGGAUAUCUGCUUGGGUACCCAUUUGUUUAAUGGUUGCAACUUUGCAAAGGGUUGUUUGUGGAGAUCGCUUGUUCUGAUAGGGGAUUACUAGGAUAGAUUAUGGGCUGCAUUUGCUCAAAAGGAGCAGCCGAAGAUGAUGUAGUCGAUGAGAAUGAGAGAGGGAAGGAAUUAAGCAAGUCCUCUGUGCAAUUGAUUGCCCCAGCUUCCUCGAAGAGGGAAGACGAAUUUGUAGUAAAUGUGAGUGGAAGCAAGCAUGGAUCUGUCCGUCCAGUGGUUAAGGCAAAUGAGGGAUCUGUUCAUGCUCCAUUGGAAGGGGGAGAGGAGAAAACACAAAUUGUGGAUAGGCCUACGAAAGGCCAUCCCCAGAGACGGGCAACAAUGGAUUUGGAAGAAAGUGGAGAGCGAGCACAUAUGACUAGAUUAGUAAGCAUGCCACAUGGUGCUGAAGGGGAACAAAUCGUUGCCGGGUGGCCAUCUUGGUUAACUUCAGUCGCGGGAGAGGCCAUCAAAGGGUGGGUGCCUCGACGGGCAAAUUCCUUUGAGAAAUUAGAGAAAAUUGGACAAGGAACUUACAGCAGUGUGUAUAAGGCUCGCGAUCUUGAAACUGGUAAAAUUGUUGCAAUGAAGAAGGUGAGGUUUGUAAAUAUGGAUCCUGAAAGUGUCCGCUUCAUGGCUCGGGAAAUCUAUAUUUUACGGAAACUUGACCAUCCGAAUGUUAUGAAGCUGGAGGGUCUAGUCACCUCAAGGUUGUCAGGUAGCUUACACCUUGUCUUUGACUAUAUGGAGCAUGACCUUUCUGGACUUGCGGCAACCCGUGGUAUCAAGUUUACUGAAGCUCAGAUCAAAUGUUAUAUGCAGCAAUUACUUUGUGGGCUUGAACACUGCCACAGUCGUGGUGUCCUGCACCGAGACAUCAAGGGUUCAAAUCUUCUUGUUAACGACAAUGGAGUCCUCAAAAUUGGAGACUUUGGUCUGGCAACUUGUUAUCAGCCUGAUCAGAAUCAGCCAUUGACUAGCCGCGUUGUAACUCUCUGGUAUAGGCCACCCGAACUUUUGCUCGGUGCUACAGACUAUGGACCUGCUGUAGAUUUGUGGAGCACUGGUUGCAUCCUGGCAGAGCUGUUUGCUGGGAAGCCUAUUAUGCCUGGAAGGACGGAGGUGGAGCAAAUGCAUAAAAUAUUCAAGCUUUGUGGUUCGCCCUCAGAGGAAUACUGGCAAAAGACUAAAUUGCCACAUGCAACUAGUUUCAAACCUCAACAACCCUACAAGCGUUGUGUUGCUGAGACAUUUAAAAAGUUUCCUCCCUCAGCAUUGGCUCUUGUUGAUAAACUCCUUGCAAUGGAACCAGAGAAUCGGGGAACCAUUGCUUCGGCACUUGGAAGUGAGUUCUUCAGAACCCAGCCCCUUCCUUGUGAUCCAUCAAGUUUACCAAAAUAUCCUCCAAGCAAGGAACUAGACCUGAAGCUUCGUGAUGAGGAAGCAAAAAGGCGUAAAGCAGAAACUGUAAAAGGGCGUGGACCUGAAUCUGUUAGAAGGGGUUCAAGAGAUAUUAAGGGAGUACCGACUCCGGAAUUCAUCGCUCAGGGACAGCCAAAAACUACCAGUUCCAGUCAUAAAUAUGAUCUGCAACAGGACAGUGGUUCUGGCUUCCGAAUUGAGCCACCAAGAGGAUCUUUGCAAAAUGGUUACUCUCAUUCCAAUUCAAUGAUUCAUCCCAGUGUAGUUGGAUCAUCAUGGAAUAAGAGUGUAGGCUCGGGAAGAAGUAAUGCAGAGUUGAAAGCUCAUAGAUAUCAAAUGCCUCAAGCAGCAGUGGACUUGUCUGCCUCCUCUCUCAAUAAGGACGAUAGACUGUUCGUCAAAGAUUCUACAGGGGGGUAUGCUCCUAAGAAAAACAGAAUCCAUUACUCUGGACCAUUGAUGCCCCCUGGAGGAAACAUAGAAGACUUACUCAAGGAGCACGAGAGACAAAUUCAACACGCUGUACGUAAAGCCCGUCUUGAGAAGUCUGGGACCAAAAACAACUUUGACAGGGUUUACGUUCUGCCACAUAAUCGAGGAAAAUACGAACAAUAAUGUCAUGAAGUUGUCGACUCCAUCACCUUGUUCUUUCCCCGACUUGCAUAUGCAAUUUCACCUCACUGAGAAUCUCCUUACUGACAUAGUGGUGAUAUGAUCUAUCCUGCGGACAUGGAACGGUACGAGGUGAUCAUCUUAAAUUGGGUGGAGAUUUGAGAUUCUUUUGCAGUGAAAUUUGUUUUCAAAGUUGUCUAUUUAGUGAAAAGGAAGGAUCUUGUGCGCAUUUUCUUUUUGGUCAUCUGCUUGUGGACAGGGAGUGUUGUGCAUAGAGGAAAAGGGUGAUUUGGCUGAAGCC